Molecule: messenger RNA, 1345 nt
Organism: Poeciliopsis prolifica (blackstripe livebearer)
Lineage: Eukaryota; Metazoa; Chordata; Actinopteri; Cyprinodontiformes; Poeciliidae
Product: ras-related protein Rab-8B-like
Exons: 8
Coding region: 132-755 (207 amino acids)
Biological process (GO): cellular response to insulin stimulus; Golgi vesicle fusion to target membrane; regulation of exocytosis
Cellular component (GO): plasma membrane; endosome; trans-Golgi network transport vesicle
Molecular function (GO): GTPase activity; GTP binding
Source: RefSeq, a predicted model, not a curated record
CCGGUUUUGCUGUGCAGCCAGUCCACCCCGAUUCGGCAGCCGACUGCUGAGGAUAUCCACCCAGGCGGACUCCGCCUGCUCCUAGCGGCAUUUUGUAAAGACCUAAACACUGGACUCUAUUAUUUUUUAAAAUGGCGAAAACGUACGACUACCUCUUCAAACUGUUGCUUAUCGGAGACAGCGGCGUCGGUAAGACAUGUCUGCUGUUCAGAUUCAGCGAGGACUCCUUCAACACCACCUUCAUAUCCACAAUAGGGAUUGACUUCAAGAUCAGAACCAUAGAAUUGGAUGGGAAACGAGUUAAACUCCAGAUUUGGGACACUGCGGGACAGGAGAGGUUUCGCACCAUCACCACAGCUUACUACAGAGGAGCAAUGGGUAUUAUGUUAGUCUAUGACAUCAGCAACGAGAAGUCCUUUGACAACAUAAAAAACUGGAUUAGAAACAUUGAAGAGCAUGCCUCCUCUGAUGUGGAGAAAAUGAUCUUGGGUAACAAAUGUGACAUGACUGACAGGAGACAAGUGUCGAAAGACCGGGGUGAAAAACUGGCUAUUGAUUAUGGAGUGAAGUUCUUAGAAACUAGCGCAAAGUCUGGCUUAAAUGUAGAAGAGGCCUUUUAUACUAUUGCAAGAGACAUAUUGAACAAUCUGUGCUCAAAGACGACUGACAGUAGUGGUGGAGGAACUGGAAAACCGGUGAAGAUUACCGAUAAGAAGUCAAAGAGAAUUAAAUUCUUCAAGUGUUCACUUCUCUAAGCAACAGGCGGACAGUUGUCACAUUUCUAUCGUGACCUUGCUUAUUUUAGAGGACUCCUUCCUGUCGGACUUCCUCGCUGCAGCAGCACUGCUCUUGCACACGCGGUCUUACUGCCACCUGAGGUCUUGGGCAGUCGAGAUGCUGCCCUGAUUUGCUGAUCAGAAGAGUAUCGAUGGAGACUGAAGGCCUAAUACUUUGUGUCUGUUCAUACAAAAGACUUGUGCAGGGGUUUGUAGCUUUUCCUGCAGUGUCUGCUUGCAGUGGGCAAUUUUUCUGCUCCCAUUUAUAAUAUAAAAAUACAUAGGUUGCACAUUGUUGUCUUAUUAUUUUACAUACUGUAGCACCAUUUUUAUAAGAUAUAUACUACCUAUUACAAGAAUUCCUAUGAAGAUGCUUUGAGAUAUCAGGUUUAAGCAUUGAUUGUAUGUGUCUGUGAAGUUUAUGUAUGUUACCAAGCUUUUGGCCUUAUGUUGCACUGACAUUAGUUUUGCUGCUAAGGAGAAUUGUGAUAGAAAUUAGAAUAGAAAAAAAUAAGCAUAGAAAAGCAACUUGUAUUAGAAUAUUUAUUUAUUUUUUUUCAUGGAACCUA